AUGUUGAGGAAGCAAGCAACCAACCAGCCAGCCAUGCAGCAGAAAACGAGGCGUCGUGGCCCCCACUUCGAAACCGUAUCCAACGAGGAAGACAAACGCGAGCGUGGAGGAGGCCUCGGUCCCCUGGCGUCAUCCUUCCUGGGUGUGGUGCUAACACUAAGCGCCAUUGCGGUUGGCCUAUCGGUGCUGCGCUACCGACGGAACAACCGCGACACCCUCGAUGACGUGGGUCGUCGCUCAUGGAACACAUGCCAGUCGCAGCUGUGCCUGGCCCACUUCCGCAGGCUCAGGGACUCGCUGAACCGGAGCACUUCCCCUUGCGACGACUUCUACCGCUUCGCUUGCGGCGCCUGGCAGCCGCGCGUUAGCGCGGCGCAAACUGCUCUUCGCGACCUUCUGGACGUAGCGCAGCUAGACUUCAUCCGGUACCUCGAAACACCGGCCACGUCAGCGAUGACGUCGUACGAUCAGGAGGGAAUGGCGGCAAUAUUGCCCAACGGCAGGGCAACAGCACUCCCGAACGGUCAUCCCGGACACCAACGCAAUCGAGCAGAACGUGCGUACCACUUCUGCCUGCAGCGCGGCGGUGACGUCGCGGCCGACGUCGUGAUGCUCAGAGAGUUCCUCGCCAACCGGUCGCUGUCGUGGCCUGAUAGGGCGACCUCAGCGCCCACAGCGCAUGAGCCUUUGGACGUUCUUCUAGACCUCGAGCUCAACUGGAACCUCGGCCUGUGGUUCACGGUGCGGAUCUCGCCCCCUUUAGCCCAGGCCACACCCAGAAGCAAGGUCGCCCGCCGUCUCCUGAGAAUCAGCCGCGGCAUCGUCUCCAGCGGCUGGAAGAAGGCUCUCGACGCCACGGUGUCCCGCAGAGAGUACAAGGCCCGCGUGCGUCGGUUUUACGACGCCCUGCGAACGAACAACUUCGUUGCCAUCAGCGACAAGGACGUCGAAGAUCUACGCCGCGACGAGUCGGCCAUCGCCAACGCACUGUCCGACUCGGCGAACGGCGGCCAGAUCGAGAUGGCAUUUCCACUGAAGCAAAUUCAAAAGCUGGCCACGCCUCACUUGACCACCGCUCAGUGGUUGACGCUGCUCAACUGGCACCUGAGAAAACACAGCGGCAUCAGGCUGACCGAUGCAGACAGCGUGCUCGCCACCAACGUCAGGUUACUGCAGGCCGUCGACAAUCUUCUUGGCUUCUUUUCCGCCGACACACUGCUGUACCAAUUUGCUUGGUGUCUCGUGCAGCUUCUCGGCUGGAUGGUGGACCCAGCGCUACCAGGUCGACCCGUCGCGAAAACUCAGUCGCCGGCCGAGAACCGGCGUGCCGACUGUUUCUGGGCGGCGCAGAGGGCCUUCGGUCUCGCCAUCUUGUCCGGCUACGUGUUGGUCAAUUACCCGGCGUCAGUUCACUCCGCGGUGGACAAUAUCCUCAUGACCGUCACCCAGACGGCCAUCGACCUAUUCGUCAAAUCUCCCUGGAUAGACCGCGAGAGCCGAGCGGCAGCCGUCGAUAAGCUGCGUCGCGUUAACAUUACCCUGUGGCCACCGGACGCCUACCUCAACGAAUCCGUUGUGGACGGAGUCUUGAAGCAGUUCCCGGAACCCGGCGGCGCCGGCGUCACCAUGCUUCGCUACUGGCUUGACGUCCUGAAGGUGCGCCGUUCGCUGAUUGGAAUGAAGAGCCGUCAAAGGGGAACCGAAGAGGACGCCUUCUUAUUCUAUUCCGAAGACACGCAAUCUCAGCAGCAGGCCCUCUUCAGGUAUCACUACUUCCCGAACAUGCUUGCGGUCUCGCUACACGGUCUGCGCAGCCCGCUCUUUGUCGAGGGCGGAGGUCGCGCCGUCAACAUGGGGGCCUUGGGUGCACAGUACGCCGCAGCCCUGUCCAGGGCAUUUGACCCACGUGGCGUACUCGUGGACGGCCGUGGUUCAACUUCCGCUCUCUGGUGGGGCAAGGCGUCGUACCAGGAAUAUGAGCGACGGGCGGUAUGCCACGCGGCCGGCGCCGACAGAGUCGACUCGUUCUUCGAAGGCCUGGCGGCUGUCGAGAUAGCGUACGCAGCCUUCAACGCGACGCGAUCCAUAAGCGAAGGCAACAUUCGACGGGGACUCCUAAAACGGAGACCGCAGACGUUCUUGGGACUCUCGGAAGACCAGGCCUUCUUCGUGUCCUUCUGCCAGGCGUCGUGCGCCCGCGAGCCUACGGACAGGCAGCGAAUGUCCUGCACUCUGCCGCUGAAGAACUUUCCGGUGUUCGCCGCGGCAUUCACUUGUCCCGUUGCGUCGGCCAUGAAUCCCUCGAAGCGUUGCCGCUUCUUCGAAGGGACAAGGCCGGAGCAUGUCGCCGUCACGGCGGCAUCUUUGCGGCCGCUGGUGCCGACGACGCGUCAUAAAUAA
Messenger RNA from Rhipicephalus microplus (southern cattle tick), 2400 nucleotides. RefSeq names its product endothelin-converting enzyme 2. Gene Ontology annotation, molecular function: metalloendopeptidase activity. Gene Ontology annotation, biological process: protein processing. The record is from RefSeq and is a predicted model, not a curated record. NCBI's taxonomy places the organism in Eukaryota, Metazoa, Arthropoda, Arachnida, Ixodida, Ixodidae. Gene Ontology annotation, cellular component: plasma membrane.